AUGUCGUCUUGUGGUGUGGCAUUUUCCGGCGGUGGCAUGCGAUCCGCAGCCCUUUGCUCGGGCGUUUUACGCUACUUGCUUCAACACAAAAUCGUUUUCGAUUAUUUGAGUUGUGUUUCUGGCGGUGGCUUUACAGGAGCAGCUUAUCUCGACUGGAAAUAUCGUCAUAAUCAACAAGACAGCUCAGAAUGGCAUCAUGAGUUCUUUAAUCAUCUUCGAAGGCGAUGUGGAAUUUUUUGUUCCUGGGGAAACCCUUUGAUCGGAAUCAUUGACGCCGUCAUACUAAUUCUUCUCUGCGUUGUAGUAGCAAUCAUUCUUCCAGCUUUCACUUCGCUGGCAUUUGCAUUUCCCACGGCCUUUGCCGUGGACUUUCUUUUCGGAGAUAUUCUCCGCGCUGGAUUCCACUGUCCUACAACUAGCACAAAUUCUUCUUUCUCAAAUCCAGUAACUGAAAACAAAGGCUGUACUUUAGUACCCAAUGGCAGUCAAGAUGAAACCUUUGUAUUAUUCGGAGCUCUGUUUGCAACUUCAGGCGGACUGUAUGUCUUGAAAUUUCUUUUUCGACCUUGUCGUUCCUCCAUCCACAGUAAACUCGAGUUGUUGUAUUUCAUUUCUUGCUCUCUUUUCCUCAUGACCUUUUUACCCUGGUUUUUCGAGGUCUUUUUGCGAGCUCAGACCUCCGUUUAUGUAAACGGUUUUAUUUUACUCGGCAGCGUCUUUUUGUGGCUUGGCUUUCCACCGCUACGUAACGCCGCGUCUUUGGCGCUGUUGGUGUAUGCUUACGCCUACACGACAAAAUGGAGAGUGUAUCGGAGUCCAGUGCUUAUGUUCAGUUACUCAGAAGACACGUUUUAUAAGGCUUUGCUUGGAUCCGCAGUUCUCUUGUGGAUAUCACCUUUCUUGGGAAUGAUCAAAAUGGCCGCUGUUCACACCUACGGCAGGUAAGCCACUCAAAGUCUAGCAUGUAGAACGGACGUUAGUUUUUCGCUUUUUUGUAGGCGAGCGAAGGCAAGGGCGAGGCAGCGUGGAGCGCGGGACACGGCGAUGGGGAAUUCUUUCCCAGACCCUCCCUUCACGUGUGCCUUGUGCUCCACGCCUACCACGCUUUGCCUAUACUUGCAGGAGAAACCAUUGAAAGUCAAUCGAAGAGAGUGGAAUGUUUUCGUUUUGCUUCGUUCUAUCACACUUCGACACACCAUUCAAAUAUAGAAAUGUUUUGGCCUCCUUUGCACACAAACCAGCACAAGCGAUUACUUUACCAAGUAGAACCCAAGUAAUAGCGAUAAUCCUUUUUCCCUGUAGAUCUUUUAGUCGUUGAGCAAAAGCCAAAUAACGUAUUCCAUUUCAGCCUUAGCCGACGGAGAUUUUCUCAAACACUUCAAAGUUCUUUGCAUUGCUAAAAAUUAUCCCAAUGCCUUAUCAGGUUAGUGGAUACUCAUUUCCUACUUUCUGUUUUUUUUUAAAGAUGGCGUUUGCAGAAGGCAUUCUUCUUUCCUGAGAGAACACGGCGCCUAGGGUGCGCUGGGAUAUCAGUGAAUGAUUGUAUACCGUUUUGCUCAUGCGCAGAGGUUUCUGAGUGGGAAGAACUGGAGAAGGGAUAUGUUACUCUAGGUAUGUAUUAAUGUCAUAGGAGAAAGGCUUCCGCCUUCGUUUUUCUUAUAAAUUAGUAGCAAGUGUUGCCUAGUCCCAAGGCCUCAUUAUUCCGCGCGUUUUAGGUCACGUGGUCCGAGCGAUACCCUUGACUGAGAAGGCCUGGGAAAACGCCGUACAGGGAUUAGGCAACACCAAGUGUACAAAUGAAGUGGAUGGAAAGAUUCUGGCUAGUUAUUAUGGGUAAUUAUAGGUUAACAUCGCAUAGUGUUUGCUGAAAUAAUGAAAUAGUGCAAGAAUAAAGACUAGAUUUCGAGCAGUCCCCCAGGAUCGUAGCGCAGCUAAGCAAGUGAAGAGCGAGCGGACGAGAAAAACAGGUGCGGCCUCGGGCCUCCCUCCAGUUUUCCUCUUGAUUCGUUCGCUCUCCCUUAUUUGGACAAGCUUCGAACGUGAAUGGCAGAAAAAGGAAUGCUCGACGUCUGAAAGAAGAUGAAAAUAAAGCUCAGAGCCGAGUUUCAGUGGAGCAUAGCUGGUGAGCUGAUUUGCGCCUGAGAAAAUAAAAAACCGAAAAAAAAGUACAGCACGGGUUUAGAUUGGUGGUAAACUGAAGAGUAUAGAAGUCGAUUACAUUAGUUGUUAGUGGUACUGCAUAUAUAAGCUCAAUUCUAAUGUCUUACAUCAGGUGAUCUUGCUGGAAUGAAACCGGUAUAUCUAUGCAAUACAGUCGUGAACAACUGGCGAAAGGAACGCAACAUCGCUAACACUGGUCACGAUGCGGAAGCUUUUGAACUUCUUACCCUCUCCCCCACGGGCAUAGAACGACUGGAUGAGGACCCAGACGAACACAGCAGCUUCGCAGGUUGAGUUAUCUCGAUAAUCAAGUUCCAUACCAUGACAUUUUGAAACAACGGGUUCUGUCUUAUUAGAAAAUUUUAGUUCUCGAUUAUGAGAGCCACGGCGCGCAGCACACUAGUCUUUGAGUUUCCUUUGGUUCCUUGGGUGUCCUGUUGCUAUGCAGGCGUUACAAACUGGUUUUACGUUUGUCAGGAUGCAUUUCAGCAAGUAUGUCCAGCGGUGUCAUCAUAGCCUAAUUUCAAAUCGUAAUACUUUUAUCACGUUAUUCUGAAUGGCGCUAAGUCUCGCGAAAUAGGGAGUUUUAAAGCCCCGACGACGGCGGCGGAAGCAAAAACGUCUCUUUAUAAAUGAAUUCGCGCUUUUUCAAACUUUUUUGCGUUUAUUCCAAUUCGCUUGAAAUGUCAAAAGAGAGCAAAUUUCCCUGGGGCUGAUUUUUUGGGGACCACACUAAAGUUUAAAAAGAGAAAGGGUGCGUUCGAUUGGGAAUUGAAAUUUGGAUUUAGAUUUUAAAAUCCGGAUUCCGGAUUUGCAAUCGAACGCAAAAUUCGAAAACGGCCGUAUUUUCAACGCUGAGAUAUGUGUUCUUGAAUUUCCUUUCUUUCCGUUUUUUUUUGGGGGUAAAUCAGAAAAAGGAUUUGAAAAAUAGUUCUAAAGAACAGCGUCUUCGAAUUUUCCAAUCGAACAAUAAAAAGGAAAUCAAUGAAAUCGGGAUUUGGAUUUCUUAAUAAAAACCCACCGUGAAGACGGAUUUCAAGGAGGUGAAAUCCGUUUUCGGAUUUCGCGUUCGAUUGCAAAAAAUCCAAAAUCAGGAUUUCAAAAUCUAAAUCAGGAUUUCGCAAUCGAACGCAACCAAAGAAAAAUUCGUCGUCGCUUGUUUACGUCCUCCAUAAAACGUGAAGUUUUUUUCACGUCGAAUUUGUGCAGAGACGUCAGAGAAAUGUUUUGCUUUACAAUAAGCCUAUUGCGUUUUUGACGUUCUCGUUGCUGUCGCCGUCGCCGUUGCUAAGGCUCCAUAAAGGCGCGCGAAAUAGUUACAAAUUUCCUGGUUUCAAUUAAGACCCAAAUCACACUCGUGAGUGCAGAAUUGAACUCCCUUGUAUGUCCUUUAUUGCCCAACUAUUGAUUGACCCAAUAAUAGGGUCCGUAAUUAGCAAAAUUUGUGGUCAGUCUACCUUUUCUCAAAUGAUGUUUUACUGCCCAGCAUCUGCUCGCAGCAUCAUUUAUAGAUCAAUAUCAUACCUGUAUGUUAUUGACAAUAAUUGGUGCAUCUGAUAAUGCAAGAACUACCCUUUGACUAUUCGUCCUUUCAUAGGUAAAAUUCACCCACGUGAUCUGAAGUUGUCUGACGUCACGGCUACAUCAGCAGCUGCCUUAGCACUCUACAUGGGAGUGUAUGACGUUAGAACCGAGGCAGUGAGAAAGCUACAAAUGGUGCUUGGUAUCCAUUUCGGCAAAGCCCUUGUAUCUGAUCCAAGCGAAGACGUAGCAGGAUCGACAUUUUCAUAUUGCAGGGUAGGGUUUAUGUUCUUUGUAUUGAUAACUUUCGCUCGCGCGUGUUUCUGGAAUAAAAGUACACGAAGCACGUGCAAAGUUGUUGUUUUGCUAAUCUAACCUAUUGCAUUUUUGCCGUUUUCUUUGACGUCGCCGUCGUCGUUGCUAAAGCUCCCUAAAGAGGCGUCUACGGAGGUGAGAGAGCCUGCAGCUUAGAAGGUGUCCAAUAGGAUUUUCGGGAUCCGAGAUUUGGCUGAAUUGACGUUCGGGAUUCGGGAUUUCAGAGGAAAUGGGGACUGAGAUUCAGGAAUUUAAGGACGAGUCAGAAAAUGUGGGAUUUGUUGGUGUUUUUCGAUGGGGAUUCGAUAAAUGUUGUUUUAAAGAGCAGAGAUCUGUUAGAAUGGUAAGCUUCUAUUGGCAAAAGUGUUCAGCAUGCCGAAGCUAAACGAUUUUUUCUCUGGCUUUUAGGUAUAUUUUUACUGUCAUUAUCCUGCCGAUUUGUUCUCUCUUUUUUGACAUAUUAAAUUUGUUGCACGUAGACAUCUCAGAAAAUUGUCAUAUUGCAGCGAGGCUAUGAUUUCUAACAAUUCCCUCUAGUGUAUUACUUAAGGCCAAGAAAAGUAUGAUUAAAUCAAACAAGUUUGCUCUUUUCAGUUCCUUCCGGCCCUUAUUCAGAUGCUUAUCGUGGUUCCUGUCAUUCUACCACCGUUCCUUAGCAACCACUGGCACGUGAUCGUGGUUUCAUGGUACCUUGCCAUCCUAGUUUUAGUGCUGUUUAUUGCUUCUCUGUCAACUGGAAGUGAAAACGGUGGAUGUCUUGAUAAAUUUGUCAGGUAUUAGAAAUGGUCGCUACUUGACAACUAAUUGUAAUAGGGUUUUAACACGUGACUGGAAAAUAACGGGUGUGCUAGAGACUACGUAUAUACUCUGCUGUUGAUUUAGUGAUGAGUCUGCUUUAAGAAAAUACUCUCACUUUGAUGAAAAGUUCUCCAACAGACUACGCUGUUAUUUUAUACUAAAAAGACGUUUUUUUCAUAUUUCAGAUGGUGCACAGUCAACAUUUAUCACGUAAGAUUUGCUCGCCUUUUUCUGCAGACUAUCGAUGUCGGCCCAGUCCCUCCAGCCAUCCUCAACCUCAGCGACGGAGGUCACAUCGAGGGUCUGGGACUGCUAGCUCUUUUGAAAAAGAGGCUGAGAAAAAUUGUAGUCAUCGACGGGACCACCUCGGAGCAUGGCCAAAGGGUAUCAUCACAGCUAUUGCGCUCGCUUGAAUUGGCGCGAAAAAAGUUGAGGUGCUCGUUUAGCGCGAUGGACGACCGAGAUAUCACCGAAGAUCUCCGAAGCAAACUUGACGAAGUACCCCCUCGACACAAACCUAGGUUUUACAAGUUUAGGGUGGAGUACAAGAACAAAAAGGGAUAUACAGUGGAUAAUGAGCAAACUGGGACGGGAGAAAUAAUGCUGAUACUUCCUCGACAUCCUGACGAGGGUAUGUUAAUCUUUUACCUCUGGAUCAGAGUAAAAAUUCUCAUCUCUUGUCCCUAUAUGUCUGCAAGAGAAGAUUAAGAGAGCAGUAGACAGAACGUGUUAAAACUUAUCUGCGGAAAAAUCCGUAAAUCUGUAAUGAUCUGCGGAAAUCUCAGAUCUUGGUUAAUAAGUUAUUUGUCGCAUGGCCUUUUUAGUGGUAUACUCUGGAUAAUAUAAAACUCGCUCGCGCUGUCGCUCUCUUCGUCGCUCAUACUAAAGAAGUAUCGGUAUGCCAGUAUUUUUCUUUUAGUUAUUGAAAACAUAGUUAUACUUGGUCGGUAAUUUUAAAUGGCUGUUUCCGCCCUUGCACUCGUACCUUUUACUCACAACUCAAAAGAGCCGUCGAGCCGAGAAAAAUUUUCCUAAGGCCCAGUCAUUACAGAAAAAUCUUGCCCGCUCAGCAGCCAGUUAGAGCGUGCGUACUAUUGAAGCCAUAUAGAAUAACGAGUAAAACUUGCACUAUGCUGUUUCAGUACUCAUCAAGCUCAUAUAUGAGAAAAUAUGAUUACAGUCGGUAUUUUGUCUACAUAACGAAUACACCUUUAAACUGCACUUGAUCGAAUGUUAUUUUCUUUGUUUCUUUCUUUCAAGGCACUCCCUCCCCAAUAGGCUUAGCACGAUCGUGGGAAGAUUACACUCGUGACACCAAUCAGCCAAUGAGCGGAAAGAAGUGGGGCUCAGGACCCGACCUUGAGGCUGGAGAGGUUGAUCGACUCACAGGUUGUUGCUGCGAAUGCUGUCACGUGACAUGCUGGAGUGCUUGUUGCGGGUGAGUGUGAGCGACUAAGUGACGAGCGCGCGCAGCCUAGAAGAAUUUUUUAAAGUAUUGCUCAGUAGACACUGUGUAUGGCUCUUACGUCUUGCGCACGUAACAUAACACCGUGAAGCUUUUGGCGUUAGCUGAACUUGUGAUAUCUUGACACUCGGUAAAAUUCCCUAAUUACAAGGAAAGCUUCUAGCGGUUAUCGGCUCCUGCUUCUUGGUGUUGCGGGCGGACGGGUGCAGUUACCAAAUGACGUAAUACAAAAGAUUGAAAAGACACCACACAAUACCCACACACCAACACAAAAGCGAUCUAAUAAAGUUUUCCGCAACAUCAAGAAACACACAUUCCAGUUUAUCUCCAUUCAGCGUUUUUUCAGGGAAUGAAUCAUUCUAGAAAACGUUCGCAGAGUAACAGCCAGGACCGUUCGUCUAGCCGUCCGACAGAAGAAUCUAAAAAACCUGAAGACUAUAAACUGGCUGGAUACAGGGCUGUAAAUAGGAUAAAAUGGACGCUCCAGGGUUACGGCGACUGCCUGCGGCCAGUCGGGGGAGGGGGGUACUCCUAUAAUGGCCUAUACGGGAAGGUUCCGCCCGAACGGGGUACCUUUCUCAGGCUUCAGGUAUAACAAAGGGUAUAGGGAUUUCAUUAGUUGCAGUAUAUGAAAGGGUAGGAAAAUCCGUUAUUUCGAUUUGUAAACGGACCAAAAAGGGCUAUCAUACGCAUUUUAUGGACGUGAAAAAGGCAAGAAAGGUGCAUUUACAGCAGUUAAAAGAGUUGCAGUGUUUCAAACUAGGUCAUCAUCAUCAUCAUCAUUAUCAUCAUCAUCACUUGGUAUGGUAUGUGAAAGACGCGCAUUUACUCUGUGAAAGGUAUACGAAAGGGGUCUCUUUUCUGUCAAAAAUGCUAUAUAAAAGGGUAAGGGGUUGGACCUCGGGAAAGAGCCUCCCCGUAUAAAACUUCGUUGAGUAUUCUUUCCCCGGGCGCCUGUCGGUUAUAAGGGUUUGUCGACAUUGACGUAUACGACAUAUACCGCAUUGUCAUUGCAGGGUCUGUUGUGGAACUUUCCCGCACCACGUGACUCUGAAUCAGUUUUUCACGUCUGCAAUGUACAGUGCUUAUCACAGGGAAGGCUACCGCGCAUGUCUAGACGCUGAGAUAGAGCUUUUCUUCUCGGAUGUGGAGACUGGUGAAAAGAAAUAA
Porites evermanni is the source of this 7429-nucleotide messenger RNA. The record is from the annotation of a GenBank genome assembly. Lineage: Eukaryota; Metazoa; Cnidaria; Anthozoa; Scleractinia; Poritidae.